This is a messenger RNA of Varanus komodoensis (Komodo dragon), 3950 nucleotides long. It is a transcript of the gene DNASE1L1, whose product is annotated as deoxyribonuclease 1 like 1. The record is from RefSeq and is a predicted model, not a curated record. Gene Ontology annotation, biological process: DNA catabolic process. Gene Ontology annotation, cellular component: nucleus. The coding region runs from base 140 to 1081 and encodes 313 amino acids. The transcript is spliced from 9 exons. NCBI's taxonomy places the organism in Eukaryota, Metazoa, Chordata, Lepidosauria, Squamata, Varanidae. Gene Ontology annotation, molecular function: DNA nuclease activity.
GGCUUGGAUUCUGCGAGCGAGCCCGCCCUGCCUGCUGCCGCUGCGGCGAGGGAGGAACAGCAAGAAAUGCGCCUCGUCUUUUUCCGAUCGCGAUGCGAAAUCUAUCUAUAGAAGAAGGAGCCAGGCUGAAUUCGUCAAGAUGGGACCCUUGUGCUUCUGGCGGCCCACCUUGCUCCUCUUUCUGUUAUGCCCAGCUGGAGCCCCCUUGAAGAUUUGUGCCUUCAACAUGCAGCGCUUUGCCGAAGGAAAGACAGAGAAAGCCAGCGUCGUAGACACGCUUGUCAAGAUCCUGGCUCGUUAUGAUAUCUCUGUCCUGCAAGAGGUGAUGGAUGUAAAAGAAAAGGCAAUUCCUGCCUUGGUGGACGCUUUGAAUCGGUUUGAUGGUGGCUCUGGCACCUAUAGCUACCACACCAGCCCUCUGCUUGGCCGGGGCAACUACCAGGAACGCUAUGUGUUCGUAUACAGGCACCAGAGGAUUCGGAUGAUAGACUCUUAUAAAUACGAGGACAACCAUCCAGACCGGCCUGAUGUCUUUGCACGGGAGCCCUUCAUUGUCCGCUUCAGUGUUCCAAACAAAGAGCUUCCUGAACUGAUGUUGAUACCACUGCACACGGCACCUACACACGCAGAGGCUGAAAUCGAUGCUCUCUAUGAUGUUUUCCUGAAUGUAAAGUCACGCUGGGGCAUGGAGGAUAUGAUUUUCUUGGGUGAUUUCAAUGCUGACUGUGGCUACGUGGCAAAGAAGCGUUGGAAAGAAAUCCGCCUGCGCCAGAAGCCUGACUUUCAUUGGCUCAUUGGGGACAAAGCUGACACCACCGUUCGAGAGAACACCCGCUGUGCCUAUGACAGGAUUGUAGUACAUGGGCAGCGCUGCUUGGAUGCAGUUGUGCCUGGAUCAGCUCAGGCAUUUGACUUCUCCAAGGAAUUUGGGCUCUCGGAAGAAGAGGCUUUGGAGGUCAGUGACCAUUACCCUGUAGAGGUGGAGCUGUACUCAGCCUGCCAGGGGCUCCAGCCCAUCCAUCCAGCUGGCCUCGUGUUGCUGGCCGCGACCGUACUGUCUACCUCCGGGCAUGGCUUCUGAAGCUCCCUGGACUUGACUGUGCUGCCUCUACAGUAUUCGAGGUGUGCAGGAUAUGUUUCCCUGGAAAAAAACACUGGUCUAGAAGAUGCUGUGAGAAGUUGUUGGAUCUCAGGACUUGCUGAGUCUGUCUGCGCCUCCCCUGUAUGGUAAACAAUAGACUGCAGGUUGCACAGUGAACAACCAUCGGGCCCUGGGCUGACUCUGCCAACCCAGGUUGACCCUCCUGGCCAAGAAGGAGUAUCAAAAGUUCAGCUGUGCCCAAGCAUCAAGGUCUUUUUGUAUUCUGGCUUGUGCCAGAAUAAUUUUUGCGUAUUCUUUGGUCCUUCUUGACUCCCAGCUCGCUGCUCUGUCUUGCUCAGUGCUGCCUCCAGGUUUUUGAGGGUGCUUGAGCAAGACACACUCAGUGGGCUCCUCCCUCAGUGAAUCUGCUUUCUCACUUCUCCACCACCACCAUCUGUAGCUGCUCUUUCCCUUCCUCUUUUCUCUCAUCAUUGCCUUUGCUCAGUUGCUGGACAGGAAAGAGUCAUUGAGCAAGGAGGCAAGGCUGUCUCCUCCUCUGUUGCUGGGCCCAAGUGAGAGGCAGCUGAGGAGCAAGUCCAGGGCCCUAUUGGGAUGUGGGCCACUGGGGACUGCUCUGGUCCUGCCUCUUGGUAGUCCUGCUGCUUUGACCUUUCAGGGCUUCCUACUGGCUGACCACAUGGCUCCUGCCCAUGGUGAAGCCUCAGGACUGGCUCUGUCCUUAGAUUAGUGAGGGGACUGCCUGAGGAAGCAAGUGCUGGGGAAGCAGCCAUGCCACCCACCCACAGAGGCAACAGUGAAAUCCAGUUGAUGAGGAACAGCCCCACCCAGCUUGUCUUCCUCUCUCACCAACCCAGAGUUCCCCUGCAUGUGGGGAUGGGUGUACAUUCUGCUCUCCAGUGUGUGCAGGAUGCUGCUUCCUCACUGGUCAAAUCCACACAGGCAUUCAGAAUCUCUUCCCUCAUCUUGCUACAUUAAUGCAGUAUUUCAGCUGUGUGGAAAUCCCACUCUGCUUCUGCAUGAAGCAGAGUUCUAAGGAAGGCACCCCAGUGGCAAAACCUCUCUUGGUGAGAAAAGCCAACACGUUAGUUUUCUAGGUAGGGGGCAUGCAGCAUCCACUGCCAGCAUUUUGAAGCUGUGCUUCACUCCCAGGAAGGUUUGGGGAACUGACUUUGGGGAUCUAAGUGUGGAGGGAUGCUUUUUUUCUGACUGUAAAUCUUCCUUCCUGGAACUUGAUGCCCUCCAGAUAUUUUGGGACUACAACGCCCAGCAUUCCUCAUCAGCUGAGACUGAUGGGAAAUGACAUUCAAAGCAUAGAGGUUCCCAGGUUAGGGAAGGCUGGUGUAGAUCUUCUUUAGAUCAGGACUUCCCCAUUCCUAACACAACUCUCUAAGAUGUUUUUCAGUGUAAAUCAAAAAGUAUCUUCACAGCUUCCCUAUUGCUGUUAGGAAGAACUAUUUAGCAAAUUUAACUUACAUUGACCUCUGUGUUUUCUCCUGUCCUCCCUGAACAGAGUGGAUUAACUAGAUCUUCUACAAAUAUACUUACUGAUCAUGAUCUGUAGGGUUAAUUUAAAAAGAACUGAUCAUGUGUAUCAGUCUUUCUGAAGAAAAGAGGUCAAGGUCAAAGAGAACUUUAUAAAGGGCAUAAAAGUAAAAACUAUAUUCUGAGAUCAGGAAGUGGUAUUCAAACUUCUUGUUUGUCUUCGCUCAGAGAAGAACUGGGGAUGUAGAAGAAAUCCACAACAAAUAAAUUCAGAUUUCUCUGAAUUCCAUCUGCAGAUCCUACUGCACCUCAGCUUUUUCAAGUCAUUCUGGGUUUUUUUUAAACAUUUCUGCCAAUGAGAGGAUGGUGGAACAUAAAAUAUCUGACAAUCUGUAAAACUCAGAACAGAUUUAUUAAAAUCUGUACAUCCCUAGGAAAAACCUACUCAACUUCUCGAUGACAAAUUUGUUUGUUAUUCCACCCUCUUAUACUGCAUAAUCAGUGUAGACUUGUGUCUACACUAUUAGGAAGUGCAUACAGUAUAAGCAGCAGCCCAAACCUGAUGCAAUCUGAAAUGCCUUUGAAAUUGGUAAAUUCAGAUAUCCAAUUUAAAAAGCAAUAGGGUAAAUCAUUAUAAGCACUGUGGAGCUUUUAUAUUGUUUUGUCCUUCAGCUGAAGUUUUGUUCUCUCUUUAGCUAUGAAAAAGGUGAAUAUGGAUUGUGUAUGUUAUUGGCAUUUCCAUAAUGUUUUAUGAGAAGGCUUUUAAAAGACAGUGAUAAAUACAGAGGAAGUGCCUUUUCUGAAGGUCUUCUGUUUUUUCUGUACGCCUUACCUGUUCUUUAUCUUCCUAUAUUCACUGCUGCCUAUAAAAGCUUUGGACAUUGUUGUGCCAUAGUGAAAUACUUUUAAAGAGCAUUGAUUUGAAUGGAGAGCAUGUAGACCUCAAUAGAAUGAUGCACUGUUGAUUAAACCAUCCACAGGCAUAAUUCCUGGUUUGUAAUGAAGGGCACAGGAACAUCUGCAAAAUGUAUUGUUUUGUGCUCUCUCCCAUUUACUUUCACCUCCUGUUAUUUGUGAGGUAGCACAGUCAAGUGUCUGUGUGUUUUGUUUGAUCAAUUGUAUUUCCUGUCCCUUGUUGGCACUAAUCUUCCUUGAGAUGCUUUAGAAUUUUUUUAAAAAUACUAUCAGCAGAGCACAGAAAAUGCACAUUUUGAUGCAACAUUUCUUGAAAGGAUCCUGUAUGACUUGAUAAAAACACACCCCAUAAUACUAUCCAUAAUACUAUCCAUGCACAUUCACUUGGACAGAAACAGGGAAAACCAACAGGAGAACCAGAAAAAUAUCAAUAAAAGAAGGAAUGAAUAAA